UUUAAUAUUGUCAUCAUAAUGAAAUUGAAACUUAUUUUGAAAUAGUGAAACAAAUUUUUCGUUUGGAAAAAUUGUUAAUUAAAAGUAACCCAGUUCCCGCAAAAAAGUCAGCAUUGCUUUGCUUUAGGACUUAGUUAAUCAGUAGUCACUGCCGGGAAGAAGUUGCAAUGCCUAAGAAACAACAGAGAAAUGCCUUUUACUUCUUUAUGAAGGACUUAGAACCAACACUUAAAAGGGAAGGACGUGUCUUUCCUAAUGGAAUGGCUGAUAUAGUGCCCAUUGCUCAUCCACGAUGGAAGCAACUUCCUGAGAAAGAAAAGCAGAGAUUUGAAAAUAUGGCGAAACAAGAAAAAGCAAGGUUAAGAGGGCGAGCUGGUGACCAAUAUAAAGUGGACAAUGUUGGCAAUGUACUUGCGCAUCGCACUGACAAAUACACAGAGCUGGAGAAAAGAAGGAUGGCAGAAAAGAAAAAUAUGAUUAGAAACUGGCCUGCUGGAAAAGGAAAGAUACCUACUGGCUACAGAUUUACCUGUAUACAGAAUAGUGAAGAUACUCACAAAAUCCCAGUAGAGAAUUUUGAGAGAGCUGACAAUAAUUACAGGGGAUUGUGGAUACAACUUGAAAACUUCAUUAAUUAUAACAGAACUAAAGAUGAAAACCCACCCCUGUACUGUUUGGGUGCAGGUCACAGAUAUGAGGCUAUAGAGUACUGUCUGGAUUGGAUCCAUGGUAAAGCAUGUCUGGGUGAACCGAAUCGUAUCAAGAAAGUGUAUGAGAUAGAGAGUCUGUUUCACGAGAUGCAGGCCCACAUCGGUAAUCAGGUGUCCAAAAGUUCCUGUAUUGACAGCCUAACAUCCUCCGAGUGGGACUAUGAGCCUAAUAUAAAAUGUGAUUACCAUGAAGAACUUGAGGUCAAAGACUGUGCCUUAGGGAUUGUACAUAGAUAUGCCUAUGCCAUAUCUGAUGCUUUGUGUCCAUUCUUUGAUGUUCUGCCAACAAAGAACCAUUUACCAACAAGAGAUGAUACCGGUGCCAUCAAAGUGCUCUCCCCUUCUAGUAUGCCCGUCUGUAACAAGCAAGACUCCCGUCUGCCAAACACGUCCGACCCAAGAAUUAAAGUGAAGGAGCAUAAGCCAAGACCGGCUCCCCCCGAGGAAGAUUACAGAGAACUACGCAGACCUAAUCCUCCUGUUCCAGAGUUUACAGCUAGUCAGACGUCUGCUCCUGCUUGGGGUGGAGCUAGAGGAAUGGGAGGGGUUGCAACACCAAUAGGUGGAGCUUAUGUAAAUCAGGCAGAUUAUCCACCAAUGGCAGCAGGUAGAGGGCUUACAGUAGGAAUGCAAG
Ruditapes philippinarum (Manila clam) is the source of this 1344-nucleotide messenger RNA. RefSeq lists its product as uncharacterized. Gene Ontology annotation, cellular component: nucleus; P granule. Gene Ontology annotation, biological process: regulation of miRNA-mediated gene silencing; negative regulation of DNA-templated transcription; male meiotic nuclear division. Gene Ontology annotation, molecular function: sequence-specific DNA binding. Lineage: Eukaryota; Metazoa; Mollusca; Bivalvia; Venerida; Veneridae. The record is from RefSeq and is a predicted model, not a curated record.